AUGGUGGCGAUGGUAGCGGUGGCGGUGGCGGUGGCCGUGGUGGCGGGAGGCGGGUCUAACGACGAGCGCGUGGUGGUGGCCGGCGCGGUGCGGCUGGGCGCGCUGUUCGCGGUGCACGGGGCUCCGGCGGCGGCCCGCGCGGGCUCCAGCUGCGGCGCGGUCCGCGAGCACUACGGCAUCCAGCGCGUGGAGGCGACGCUGCGCGCGCUCGACGCCAUCAACGCGGACCCGGCGCUGCUGCCCGGCCUGCGGCUGGGGGCCGAGCUGCGGGACUCGUGCUGGGCGGCGCCCACCGCCCUCCGACAGACCAUCGACCUGGUGCGGGACGCCAUAGCGGCGCCGCACCCUCGCACCACUGAGACGAGUGUAGUAGUGGACAACGUGACUCGGCCGGCCGCGCACACUGCCGGCGUCCACCGCACGCCGAUGCUGGGCGUGCUGGGGCCGGGCGCCAGCUCCGCCGCCGUACAAGUACAAAAUCUACUGCAAUUAUUCUCCAUACCGCAGAUCUCAUACUCGGCGACGUCCCGCGAGCUGUCGGACCGCGCCCGUUUCUCGACCUUCUUCCGCGUGGUGCCAUCCGACCAGCAUCAGGCGCGGCUCAUGGUGGCGCUGCUCCGCGCACACAACUGGACCUACGUGCACGCGGUCUAUACGGACGAGAGCUACGGUCAGAGCGGCAUGGCGGCGUUCCACGAGGAGGCGGCGCGCGGGGCGGUGUGCGUGGCGCGGGAGGAGCCGCUGCGGGCCGCGCCCGCGCCCCACGAGGUCGACGCCCUGCUGCACAGACUCGCAGCCACCACCACCACGCAGGUGUGCGUGUGUUGGUGCGAGGGUAGGACGGCAAGAGCCCUCCUCGAGGGGUUGUCCCGGCGCCGGCCCAGGCUGCGACUGCGGCUGGUGGGCAGCGACGGCUGGGCUGACCGCCAGGACGUGGUGAGGGGCGUGGAACAUGCCGCCGCCGACGCGCUCACGCUCCGUAUCCGUUCCCCAUAUCUGGUCGAUUUUGACGCGUACUACCACAAGCUCUCGCCUCAUAACAACAUUCGGAACCCUUGGUUCCAGGAGUUUUGGGAACAAAAAUUCAACUGUUCGCUGUCGACGAGCCCCCCAGCUCACGUCCAACGUUGCACAGGUAGGGAGUCGUUGGCAUUACACGGUUACACUCAAGAGCCCAAGCUGGCGCUGGUGGUGCGCGGGGUGUAUGCGCUGGCGCACGCUCUGCACGAGAUGCGCGCCGCCGCAUGCGGGGCGACGCCGCCGGGGGGCACUGGUGGGCUCUGCGCCGCCAUGCUGCCCUUCAAUGUGUCGCAGUACAAGAAACACCUGGCGAAGGUCCGCUUCACGGCGCCUGACGGAGGUCUGGUGGCAUUCGACGACAAUGGCGACCCGCCUCCCAGGUAA
Messenger RNA from Achroia grisella, 1404 nucleotides. RefSeq names its product metabotropic glutamate receptor 5-like. Gene Ontology annotation, molecular function: G protein-coupled receptor activity involved in regulation of postsynaptic membrane potential; adenylate cyclase inhibiting G protein-coupled glutamate receptor activity. Gene Ontology annotation, biological process: G protein-coupled glutamate receptor signaling pathway; regulation of synaptic transmission, glutamatergic. The coding region runs from base 1 to 1404 and encodes 467 amino acids. The record is from RefSeq and is a predicted model, not a curated record. Gene Ontology annotation, cellular component: postsynaptic density membrane. The transcript is spliced from 7 exons. NCBI's taxonomy places the organism in Eukaryota, Metazoa, Arthropoda, Insecta, Lepidoptera, Pyralidae.